Bactrocera dorsalis (oriental fruit fly) is the source of this 5106-nucleotide messenger RNA. Its product is annotated as calcineurin-binding protein cabin-1. Gene Ontology annotation, molecular function: nucleosome binding; protein binding. The record is from RefSeq and is a predicted model, not a curated record. NCBI's taxonomy places the organism in Eukaryota, Metazoa, Arthropoda, Insecta, Diptera, Tephritidae. Gene Ontology annotation, biological process: chromatin organization. Gene Ontology annotation, cellular component: nucleus.
GCCGAAACUCUGGAUCCUCCACUUUUGGUUUUCGAAUGGCUCAAAUGCAUUUCAUCUUUCUGGACAAAAGGUGUGCCUGAUGACAUACGCGUUUUAUAUCUGGAGAUAUUUUGUAUUUAUUUGGAUAAUUUUGACUGUUCACCAUGGAAUCAGAAAAGCGUUGAAAAUAUUGAAACAUUUUUCCGAAUCUCGAUUCUUUAUUUAGAAUUCGACUAUACUAUCAAAAUGUCACAGGAUGCCGAUCUCUCGCCCAUAUGGAAGCAGGUCUUCGAUCAAUUAGCUUUCAGAUCCGGCACUGCUUUGGUAGCGCUCGGCCAAGCAUUCAAUCAAUACAAAUUACGUCUGAUCAAUUUAGAAUACCUGUGGUUUGACAUACGCAAUGAGUUGGAAAAAUGUAUUGCUUGUUUGGAGAACCAAGCAGAAAUUAUCACAUUUUUCGAUGACACUGAAUAUAUACUACAUUUACCGAAUCUAAACUCAAAAUGUAUAACAAAAUAUGUAUUACAAGAAACUAUAACAGAUUUCAAAAGGCGCAUUUCAUUGAGCAAAAUACCCAAACUGUUUGAAGAUGAAAAAUGGCCAGAAAUUGUGCAAAUACUAACGGAAAACUUAUGCAAUGAUGUAGAGGUCGAAAACUGUGAAAAUUGGGUGAAAAAUUUUAAAACUCAAGUCGAAAUUCUACUACAAUCGCUAUGGAAUAUGGCUGCUUUUGAGGACUGCAUGAAAUGGGCUGAGAAAUGUUUGCACUUUACCGUUGUUAAAUAUAUGAAGGAAACGAGCAAAAUACGUCAGCAGGAAUUAUGGUCGGUUGCAUUAAAUUAUAUAUAUUCAUAUAUAGAAGUAAUAAUUUUAAACGAAGGCACGGAUAUUUUGCUUUGCCUUGAAGAGACGCUGGCUCGUCUCGUGCAGAAUACGAUUUGCGUGUUGUCCUUUCAUCUGGAUAUAAAUCAACCAAUCGAUAAAAACAGUAAUCCAGAGCACGAGUUCAAUAUGAAACGACCUUUCGUCAUCUUACAUCAAAUUUUAUUGAGUGAUGAGAAUAAAACUUUAACGGUGGCCAAAUGCAAAACUAGUAGCGAUGCUGAGGAGGAAGAGGAACCUUUGCCUGGCUCCUUUACGUUAUUAUUUACAGCACAUGAGUUUUUGGGUAAAUUUCAAGCUUGCACGCGUAAUAAUGGCGAUUUUUUGCACUAUAUUUUGGAUGUCAUUGUGCCGAUAAUCAGAGCGCCACUCUACGACGCAUGUCGCGAUACACUCUACGAGUAUUUGGAGCAAGUGACUUUUUGUUUGUACGGUUAUCCGCAAAAGAAGGCGCGUUCACGUCAUCUAGAGGAUCAUGAGGCAACCAAUGUCGAAUUGAACUGGGCGAAGGCGGUGCAAGCAUUCGAUUUAUACAAACCGGAAUGUUUACCUGAAAUAAACUCUUAUAAAUUGGAUUCAAUAACAGCUGAUUUGGAACAAUUUUUCCUAAAAAUUGUGGCCUUAAUGCCAAACGAAUUGGAUCCAACGCCUGCCACAACGAAGAUAUUAGAAUUCAUUAAAGGAAAUGAUUUUGAAACACUAGAACCAGCGCAUACUUCACUGCCAUAUAAAAUACGCUGCAUUUUCUACUUACUAGCUGAUUAUUAUUUUAAAAAUCGCGACUUUUCGAAAGCUAUCAAGUACUAUACUUUGGAUUUGACAAUAAGUCCCACACGCUUCGAUUCGUGGGCCGGCAUGGCUUUGUCUAAGGCGAGCAAAAUCGAAACAAGACUUAAUGGCUUGACUCCACUCAAUCCCAAUAAUGUAUUGGCCGAAUCCGAAGAUACAAUUCGCUGUUUUGAAAUGUGUAUUUGUUUGAAUCGUCAACAAACGCUGCUUUGGAUAGAAUAUGGCUCAUUCACCUACACAAUGCAUUCGUAUUGCUCACGACAACUCAAGAAUUCAGCCGAAAGUUUAACAGCCGAUCAAUCAUCACUGCUGCAGACGCGCAAAGGUCGCGCAUUGAACAUAGCACACAACUGCUUUUCCUUGGCUGCUGCUUUGCAAAACACUGAGCAAACAGAGGGCGGGGAGAAUGAAGACUCACAUGAGGAGAAAUGGUUAUGCCAGUAUAUGCUGGGCAAAAUUGCUGAAAAGCAAAAGGAGCACCCUAAAACUUUUCUGAAUUUUUAUUUGAAGGCUGCCAAUAAUCUUUAUGAAAGCAAUGCUACUUAUCCCAUCAAGAUUAAUCAUAGCAAUCCAACAACGCUAUCUGUCGAGGCCUUAGAAAUUUUCUAUCGGACAAAUGCAUCAAUCAUAAAGUUCAUGGAAAACCAAAAGGAAAUUUCCCGCGAUAUUGGUAAUCAUAUAAGCAACGUUUUAAAAAGCUUGGCAAGCAGUCCUUUUGCUUUUAAUAAAGCAAAAAUCGAUGGCAACAGUUUAAAUGCGUUGAAGCGCAAAGUAGUCAUUGACAAGAGUGAGCAAGCAAAAAUGGCGAAAACUUGCAAGAAACCGAAUUACGGUGUAAACUGCAGUCCGGCCACGCGUACGGAGGCAACGAAAGAAGAAGUAGAAGAACAAAACACCAAAGAGUGCCCAAAGGAAGCACCCAAAGUUGCUGUACCGGCACCAGAUUUAAAUGUUGAGAAAGCUACGGUUAGUAAAAGCAAUCCCUCACGUCGUGAGUCAGAGGAAAGCGGUGUCACAGUCACAACAACCACAAUAACCAGCAGCACUACAUCGGUCACCAGCGGUACGGACUCAUCAUCAUCCGACUCGGAUUCGGAUUCCGAUGGCACUUCCAACGACUCAAAGAAACUGAAUACACCAUAUCCUGCAUAUAAAGUGGAGAAUAUCUAUAAACUAGUUGUGCAAAAUUUAGAGGAGUGUGUCACACGGUUUCCCGAACACUAUAAAUCGAUCUAUCGCCUGGCUUACCAUUACAAGAACACGCCCUUGGCAAAUUUCAAAAAUCUACAACGUUGUGAGGAGCUCUUGAUGGGUCAAUACAAAACCAGUUUGGAGAAUCAAAUCAAUGGUGUGUUUUACGACAGAAAAUGGAAUAACAUAUUUAACGGUAUUUGGCGUAUACCGUCGUCGGAAAUCGAUCGUCCUGGAAAUUUCUCAUCGCAUUUGGUUAAAUGCGCAGCAAUUGCCAUUGAAUUGCUAUACGAAACUAAAAAUCACAAAAUACUUAUCGACGUGGGACUGCAACUUUUUAAGACUCCAGAGCAAGAUAAACGUUACAUAAAAGAUUGCGAGCGAUUGAAACUCUCCCAACAAGCUUUGAAUUAUUGCGCGCAAAUAAUGCGUGAUAUACUCAAGCAAAAUGUGGAGAAUCGCAAUGAUGUAGAAACGUUAAAUCUUCUAAUCGACAUAUACAAAAUUCAUAAGAAGUGUUUAAAAUAUAUGAACCAAAAGGAAUCACUCUUCACCGAUCUUAUGGUCGAUGUUUAUAAAUUUUAUAUACAAAAUAAAGUCGAUAAUGUGCCAGAGAAUCUAAACUUUCUCGAUUUGGCUAUAAAGCUGUGCCUACAUGAAAUCGCUUCACGUCGUAAUCAGGAGAAAAUUAAUAGUAACGAUUGUGAUCUAUCACAGAGUCUAAUAAAUCCAACAGCACAGGCGUUCAACAUGAAACCCAAACAAGUUUACAUACCCGGUUUGACGAUGCGUCAACGCGCACGUACCAGUCUUAACAAAAGUAUUGAGAGCGGCAUUGGCAGUGAAAAUAUGCCUGGCAUGGGGGGCAUGCAGGUGCCGACAACGUCCGGUGAAUCUAUUUGGAGCAAUUUACUUAGAGCAGACUUCCUAUCUUUGGAAAUGCAGCAACUCUUGGAAGCAUCUAAACAAGUUAUAGAAAGCAAACAACAUGAUCCACAAUUCAUGAGGGAAGUGCUAGAGCAAUAUAAAGCCUUGUUUCAAGCUUUACCAAACGAGCAAAUGCCUAGCAUUCCAAUGCCGUCAGUGAUGCCACCAAUGCCCAUACAACCGAAUCCCGUGCUCUCUUCAAUGAGCAAUUUGUCGACGUUAGCACCACCGAAUCCUAUAUUUCUAUCAGCUUCAUUACCCAUGGAAACUACAAUCACACCGUCCAUAACGAAGAAUCCACAAGACGCCACUGCCAUGACACAAACAUCGAUUAGCGCCGCACAGUCACUGGCCAAUUACGACAUAACAAUUACACCUUUUUGCGGCAUCAAUACAACAAUGCCAAUGAAUAUGCCGGUCGUCUCCACUGUCACCGCGAGCAAUAAGCCCAUCGUCAGCGUCAAUCCAACCGAUACAAAUAUAGUACAACCAUACAUUUACAACGCCACUCCAGCUGUCUCAACUGUCACGCAUGCGCCACCAGCGAGCUACGCCAUGACUAUGAGUAGUCCAACAACGCAAACGAAGCCAACAAAAGGUUGUGGAACGAAAGUGGGUAAACAGUUAAAUGUCGCGAAUGCGCCCAUUGUCAAUCCGUCGUUAGCGACUUUUGGUGGCAGCGACUUGUACAAUCAACAAAUGCAAAUGUUUAUGAAUCUAAUGCAAGAUGGUAAUACCUUCCAGCAGCAACCGCAACCGCAACAGCCAUCGCCACAACAGUUAAAAAACUUUUCAAUACCGACACAGCAGAAGCCACGUACCGCCGCCAAACGCAAACCGAAACAAACAAUGCCGAUCAACACAAUUAGUUCGAAUAUUUUACCCAACACCACUGCCAUUAAUACACUACAAAUGCCCAAACAGGAAACAAUGAGCACACCACCAAAGGUACUGCUUGGUGAGAAUCAUCCAUUAUAUUGUCCUACAAUGGAUGUAAACAGCGCUGCGCUUAAACAAUUUGGGGUAAACUCGAUGGCAUUAACUAGUCCGUUGCCGGCACUAGGAACCACAACGCAACCAACUACAUUUACACCAACGUUGAGUUCGCCGCAAGCGAUUUCCAGUCAACCAACAACACCAACGAAGACUUUACAGCAAAAAUUAGCCGAACGUAAGAAGGCCAAUCAACAACAAAGUGAAACAUUGAGCUCGCCCAAUACUAAUUUACACAUAAAUUCAGAAGUUAUAAUAUUAGACUGAUAGUAAGUUGUAAGUUGAAUGCAUACAUGUUUGAAUGAAGGCUAAAGUCCUAAUAAAUUAUAUAUACCAAGAAAAAAA